UUAAGCUUUCUACAUCUCUGAUCUUUCCUCAAGCUCAGCUGCCAUGGCGGUCACCUCGGGUCGAGAUCUCGACGUAAUAAACGUCGUCGUUUUGGGUGUAAUAGCAUGGACAUUGGCUUUCAUUUCCUUGAGAAAACUCCUUCCAAAGAGAUCUUUUGAGUUCUGCAACCGCCUUGUCUCCACGCUCCAUGCUUGUUUGGCUGUCACUUUGGCUUCCAUCUCUGUGCAGAAUUGGCGAUGCCCCAUUUGUCCUCUCGCUUCUCAAGCUUCACCCUUUCAGAUGCAAACAUUGGCUGUGACCUGUUCUUAUUUGAUCUAUGAUAUGGUGUGUUGCCACUUUGACAAGAAAGUGAAUGUGGACAAUGCCAUCCAUCACUUGGUUUGCAUUGUUGGAAUUGCAGCUGGCUUUGCUUAUCAAAAGUGUGGGUCAGAGAUGGUAGCAGCGUUAUGCAUAACCGAGAUCUCAAGCCCCUUUCUCCAUUUAAGGGAAAUUCUCAAAGAAAUUGGUUAUAGAGGCACGGACCUUAAUUUGGCUGCUGAUAUCGGAUUUGCUGUGAUAUUUUCAUUUGGAAGAAUGGUAGGAGGGCCUUAUCUCACCUACAUGACUCUAUCCGCCACCGGCGUCCCUCUUCUUAUUAAGGCCAUGGCUCUAGGAUUGCAGCUUGUCAGUGCCUACUGGUUUUACAAGAUCGUGAGAAUGGUCAGAUUCAAACUCAACAACAGAUCUACAUCGAAGAACAGUUAAUCUCAGCUAAGGAAUCAACAAAAAGAUAGAACUCUUACAAUUUUAUGUUCAUCAAAUCCCAUCAGUAUCUUGGGAACAGUGACACUGCAAACAAAAACAGUGCAAGAACUUUGCAAUGAACUGUGUAUUCUGUAAACUGAGCUGCAGAUGAUCAUGUUUAGAUUAAUGAAAAUCACAAUGAACCAUUUCAUCUCA
This is a messenger RNA of Cucurbita pepo subsp. pepo (vegetable marrow), 940 nucleotides long. RefSeq lists its product as uncharacterized. Gene Ontology annotation, cellular component: membrane. Lineage: Eukaryota; Viridiplantae; Streptophyta; Magnoliopsida; Cucurbitales; Cucurbitaceae. The record is from RefSeq and is a predicted model, not a curated record.